This is a messenger RNA of Daphnia pulex (common water flea), 2279 nucleotides long. It is a transcript of the gene Xpac, whose product is annotated as bestrophin-1-like. The transcript is spliced from 17 exons. The record is from RefSeq and is a predicted model, not a curated record. Lineage: Eukaryota; Metazoa; Arthropoda; Branchiopoda; Diplostraca; Daphniidae. Gene Ontology annotation, biological process: nucleotide-excision repair. Gene Ontology annotation, molecular function: chloride channel activity; damaged DNA binding. Bases 16 to 2151 code for a protein of 711 amino acids.
CUCUCCUCCAGAUCAAUGCGCGACACCCACUGCUCUGCUGGAUCCGCCGUCAAGUUUGGUCAAAAUAUGAAAACGUUGUUGAGAUGGAAGGGGAGCACUUAUCGAUUGAUUUGGAAAGAAUUCCUCAUCUAUACGACGGUUUACCUGACGAUUUCGGUUGUGUACGAUUUCGUACUAGAUGAUGUUAGCAAAAAAGGUUUCGAAGACAUUGCCGUGUACUGUUCAACAUACACGUCUGCACUGCCCAUCAUUCUGCUAUUGGGUUUCUUCACCUCAACUUCCAUGCAGCGCUGGUUUUCAUUGGUCACUUCAAUGCCUGGAACGACCAAAGUCAUAGCCAAUUUUGUCAUGUCGAUCAAAGAAAAUCAGCCGGAAGGCCAUCAAAUAGUGCAGCAAUACACCCGUUGGAUCCUCUUAGGCUGGGCACUUACUUUUCGACUCAUCUGCAAGCCUUUGAAAAGAGUAUUCCCCAAUUUGACAUCCCUUCAAAACGCCGGAUUGCUGCAACCACACGAGACGUUGCUGCUGGAAAGAGAGCCGGCCUCCAAUCACCCUUUAGUGGUCAUACAUUGGAAUCUCGCUUUAUUGAAACUGUGUAACCGCAAGGGUAUUUUCAUGGACAUUUCCGAUUAUGGCCGAAAUCAGGAUCUCCUGAUGGGUUUCAAGAAAGGCUGUGGAGACACCAUCAAAUUUGCGUCCAAAAACAUCCCAUUUGCGUUAAUUCAGGCUGUUACGAUUACCGUUUAUUCAUUCGGGUUAGCGUCGCUGAUGGCACGUCAAUUAACUGAAAAGCACACCCCGACUUCGUUCAUCAUUAAAUAUUUCCCUGUCCUCAACACGUUUCAAUACUUUCUCUACUACUUGUGGUUGAAAUUCGGUCGAUUGGCGGCGUAUCCUUUUGGAGACGACGAGAACGAUAUUGAUAUUAAAAGGAUUUUCCAAGCCCACAUAGAGGACGCAGUGCGAUGGCUAUCUCUUUAUUCAUCACCAGGUUUGACCGAUCAAUUGGUGUCGAUGUCCCUCCACAGUUCUUCGCACGAAUGGAUGAAUUUAGCAUGCCCCAAAGGACAAGAAAGCCUGAUAAGUGAACCAUUGGCAAAUGACAGCAAUCAAGAUAGUGCUAUCAUUGCAAAGGAGAUGGGAGAAACGAAGGCCAAGUCUAUAUUUGAAUUAGAUUCAGAUGAAGAAUCUCAGAAUAAUGAGGGUGAUAGUGGUCUAGCUGUCUCUCUUGAAGCAAGUCCCAGCCAUACCAACAACCAAGAUGUCAGUGAAGAAGCAGUGCAAGUUGACUUUGAUUCACACGAGAUCAUUCAAUCAUCGCCAGAAAAUGUGCAGUCUUCUGAAGGGAAGGAUGAUCCUGUGAGCACCAAAUCAAGUUUAAGUGCGUUUCAGAAAGCCAGAAUAGAAAGAAAUCGUCAAAAAGCCCUCUUGCUCCGACAGGCAAGACUGCAGGCUCAUCCAUAUAAAAAUGGCAAUGCUGGCGAGGAACAUUCAGUAAUCAGGGUUCAGAAUUCAAGACUUAUUGAUUCAGGUGGUGGUUUCCUCAUUGAUGAGAAGGAUCUUGAAGAAGAGCAAUCAAAAGAGGUUGUGAUCUCUGAAAUCCCUGCUCCAAUCAUUUUACCCGACCGUCCUCAUUGUGAUGAAUGCGAGCAACCUCUCCACGACUCCUUACUGUACCGAUCUUUUUCGUGUCCUGUUUGCGACACAUGCAAGGAUGUAAACGAUGAUAAAUACUCUCUAAUUACACGAACAGAUGCGCGUCAGGAGUAUCUUUUAAAAGACUGUGAUUUAGAUUUACGCGAACCAAUUUUACGUUUUAUCUUGCGCAAAAACCCGCUAAAUCCUAGAUGGGGAGAUAUGAAGCUCUACUUGAGAUUGCAGGUUGAAAAAAGAGCACUGGAGUUGUGGGAGACGCUUGAGAAAAUAGAAGAAGAAAAGGAACUUCGUGAAACCAAGCGAGAAAAAAGUAAAACGAAAAAGUUCAACCAACAAGUUAAAAAUUUACGAAUGGCGGUACGGAGUAGCGUGUACAAAAAAGUAACAGCCAGCCAUCAACAUGUCUUCGGCGACGAAAAGUUUGAUGCGGAAAAAGACAUCUACUACCGCAAGUGUAGCACGUGCUCUUUUCAACAAGAAUACGAAAAAAUGUAAUUUUCUCAUUUACAGUUUUAUUCAGCCACCCAUCCUCAGCAUUUUCUCAGCUGUUGGCCACAUACUCAUUCGAAAUUCUUCAUGUUAAUUUAAAUGAUAUUGCAAAUAUAGGUUUGGUAUUGCCAAGA